AUCUCGAUCGCUUCGACCGCUGAUUAAGACGUGGAAUUUAUCAUUCGUUCAGUGAUCGACGCGAUCGCGGCACUCAUAAUAGCCUUGUUUUUUCUUCUACGAUCUCUUUUUUUUAAAUUUAUCUUGAAACAUUUGGCUGGUUUUCUAGUCAUUUCCUGACCUGAUUCAAGCAGCAAGAACUUUUUGUCAUCCAGAAAGACUAACCUUACCUCAUCUUCAAGUUUCAACUCAAAACGCGCUCAACUGAACAACGCGGUCCUUCCAUCAAAGGACACAACAAGGAAAGAUUUAUCUGGACAUUGCAAAGGAAAUUGAAGUGAACCACAAUAAAGUUAUUAUGGAUCGAUUUCUUUUAAUCGCAUUUCUUUGUGUCAACUGGUCACAUCUUGCCUUCAGCCAGGCUGCUUUACCAUGGACCUAUAUUCCAAAUGCUUUACUAGGUCCUGCUAACUGGGCAGGUAUAUGCAGCACAGGAAAAAGGCAAUCACCAAUUGACAUUAAAAGCUCCGAGACAACUCUUGACAAAGGCUUAGGUGUGUUCACACUGAAAAACUACGACAGGAAACUCAACAAAACAUUUACUGGCUCAAACAAUGGCCACUCCUUGGGAAUGUCAUUCCCUGCAGGAGUGUACAAUGUUAGUGGAGGAGGUCUGAACGAUGUUUACACCACUGUUCAGUUUCACUUUCACUAUGGACCAAACAACACGGUGGGAUCGGAACACAUUGUGGAUGGAGAACAUUAUGCCGCUGAGUUGCAUUUUGUUAGCUACAAUACCAAAUAUGCCGACCUUAUGGACGCACUCAACCAUGAAGAUGGCCUCGCUGUUCUUGGUCUCUUCAUACAGGUCGGAGGCAGAAAUAACACAGCAUUUUCAUUUUUGGAAAGUGCCCGAAACUUGACUUCGAGUUACACCUCUAUCAGUGACAUUCCAGCUUUCAGAUUUGACAGAAUAUUGCCAGCAAAUAGGACCAAGUACUUCCGGUACAGUGGUUCACUAACUACUCCCUCAUGUAAAGAAAGUGUCACGUGGACUGUGUUUAGGGACGCUGUCAACAUAUCGCAGUAUCAGAUGAACCUUCUGCGUCAACUCAGGAAGACUUACACCACGACAAGUGUCGGCAAUUUCCGUCCCGUACAACCACUUUACGACCGAAUCAUCAGAACUAGUUUCCAAGUUGCAGAGAUGACGAACACCACUUCUGCUAAGAUCGACACCACUGUCACUAGCAAUGGGGCGGAAACUACUACUCCCACCAUAACUGACCAAAACGGUACCUCUUCAAUCUCUUCUACUGGUGUUGUUACUACAACUGCGGAGGAAUCACCCCCAGCUCCAACUGUCGAAUUUGACCUUGGAUCAUCAGCAGUUGGGAUGACCACCGGCCUGUUUUUGUCGAUGUUGUUUGCUUCCAUGUCAGCUUUAAUUGUGCAUUAGAACCAAGUCAUGUUGAUCCAAUUGUAGUUUCCUAUCUAAUUGUCUUGCAUCUGAGUUAUUUAUGAAAUGACAUUUCAAGACCAGUCCAAAGUAAGAGCGAUUACUGCGUCAGUAACUUCUUGCAAAUUGGAAGGAAUCUGUAACCUGUAGUCAGGCUAUAUUUUCGUUUCACCUUAAACUUCACCUUGUCAUUAGGUCCACUUGAUCAGAGUCCUCAGUAUUCCUCUCGGAUUGGGUCCCUUGGCAAGUGGUUUGGUCGGUAUACUAUGUCCUUUGAUGGCAGUUUUCGACUACUCGCAAACUCGUAACCUUCAUUUUCACCCUUCUCCCAGUGAUUCAAGGUCUUCCUAUUUCUUCUUUUUUUUUUUUUUUUUUUUUUUUUUUUUUUUUUUUCACGUAGAUGGGGGUUACCCCAUUGCCGUUUUCUAAACUUAACUGUAGGAUUGCGGCCUAACUCUCUGACCAGCCCUGCAGGAUUAAGUUCAUAGCUCUAGGAUAAAUGAGGCUUUCCCAAAACAUUCACCACAACAACAAGAUGAAUAUCCCUAGGUAACGAAUUUUCUGUUCUAGUUUAGGAAAUAGGCCAGCUAGAAUGGCCAGCAAAACAUUUUAGCAAACGACCCUAGAAUUUGCAGAGUUACAGGUUACAGGUUCUUACGUCCGACCAAUGGCAAGAACGCAUGUUUUGCUGCUACUCGGCCGAUCAGAAGCAAAAUAAAACUAACAGGCUUUGGUGCGUGCGUUUUCCCGCGCAUGAUGGAGGCUGCAAUUGGGGUUUUAUUGCGAGUUCUGGUGCGUUUAGCGGAGUUGGUGGAAGAAAAAGCCCAAUACCACAAAAAAAUGUAAAAGAAAAAAAGAGAGAAAAACACAAACAUAACACCCAAACGAUUCACCUUUAAAUUAAGUAGUAUCGGCAUAAGCACCUCAUUUUAUAUAUUAUCUGUAUCAAAGGAAAGAAAUAAAGAAGCUUAAAAGAAAUA
Orbicella faveolata is the source of this 2418-nucleotide messenger RNA. Its product is annotated as carbonic anhydrase 2-like. Gene Ontology annotation, cellular component: plasma membrane. Gene Ontology annotation, molecular function: carbonate dehydratase activity; zinc ion binding. The record is from RefSeq and is a predicted model, not a curated record. Lineage: Eukaryota; Metazoa; Cnidaria; Anthozoa; Scleractinia; Merulinidae.